Mycena citricolor is the source of this 1076-nucleotide messenger RNA. The record is from the annotation of a GenBank genome assembly. NCBI's taxonomy places the organism in Eukaryota, Fungi, Basidiomycota, Agaricomycetes, Agaricales, Mycenaceae.
GGGAUCGUGACGAGCUCGGUCAAUCAAUCACAUGCUCGUCUCACGUGACAAGGAGACGGACGCGUCCUGCCUCUCCCUGCGUUCUCCAGGUUUACAUCGAAUCCAGACAUUACUCUUCGAUCUCUAUCAAGUCUCCCACCAUGCCUGCACUCCCUUGGGACAAGGAAAUAUCGAAAGAGCUAGAUACUAUCCGCUCUCAAACCAGGGCGCAGCUCGAUUGCAUCUCGCGACCUGUAUUAUUGUUGUGCGCUUUCUCUGUCGGCUCUCUCACUACAAUCUGCGGUGCUUUUGCGUAUAAUCGCUACCUUCGCCGCAUUCCCAACAGUGACUGGAUCACACCAGACAUCUUCGCUAAGAAGAGAUGGGUACGAGGUACCGUCACCAGCGUCGGGGACUCAGAUAACUUCCGUUUGUAUCACACACCCGCAUUUGGAUGGAGUUGGCCAUUUAAGUUUAGGACCGUUCCAUCAACGGCGAAAGGCUUGAAGGACAAGACGCUGCACAUCCGUAUUGCUGGAGUGGACGCUCCAGAGGGGGCUCAUUUCGGUCGACCAUCUCAACCGUUCUUUGAAGAAAGCCUUGCUUGGUUGCGACAUGCUGUGCUGGGAAGGACCGUGUAUUGCCAACUGCUACGGAGAGAUCAGUAUUCUCGUGUCGUGGCUCUUGUUGUGCUUCCGCCGCGAUUUUUGGCCGGGAGUAGGCUCCUCGGGAAAAGUCUCUCCUUAGAGAUGCUCAAGGCAGGCUGGGUAACGACAUACGAACAGGCUGGCGCUGAAUACGGCAAAUGGGGAAAGGAAGAGUUCUUACGAGUGGAAGCUGAAGCGAGAGCGGCUCGUCGUGGAAUGUGGGUAAACGGCAUCCCCGCUGAAAGCCCUGCGGAGUACAAGCGACGCUUUGCAGCAAAAGAUCGCGAGACUGUCAAGACUGAUUCGGGCCCCUCUGAAACACCUGCCACUUCCGCGGCCAAGAGCAAGCGUUGGUUGUUCAAAUGGCUCUAGAACGACCUCGAGAUUGAAUCGAUAGUGACAUAAGCGAGAUGAUGUACCAUUAGCACACAUAACUCGACUUCCGCUUCC